Molecule: messenger RNA, 1759 nt
Organism: Equus caballus (horse)
Lineage: Eukaryota; Metazoa; Chordata; Mammalia; Perissodactyla; Equidae
Product: collagen alpha-1(I) chain
Source: RefSeq, a predicted model, not a curated record
AUGAGGCUCCUUGAAACCCAGGCUCGAGCCCUCACGGACAGGGCAGCUUCCAGACCAGAGCCCCUGCUCUCCUCACCCCAGUCCCGCUCGCCUCUCCAGCGCCUAACUUGGGGCGCCAGCGAACACAAGCAACGUCCCCGCCACCAGCUGGGCGCUGAGGGGACGCCGCGGCCGGAGCGUCCACCAGCCCAGCCCAGCCCAGGCCCCGUCCUGCAGCAAGGCAGCCUCGGACCAGAUCAGACCCCGUCGGGCUCCGCUGCAGACGGGGCCCUGACCGGACCCGCUCCCGCCCCGUUCACGCCGCCGGAGGGACUUGAACCUGACAGGCCGCUGCCCAGGCCCACUCCAUCCCAGGGCGCGGCCCAGGUCCCUUCAGCCCGCCCUGGCCCAGUCCUCCAUCCCGGGCCCCGAACGCAAGGCUCACCUACUAGCGCGGGGCAAUGGCGGCGCUUCCGGUGGGCGGCGGAAGUGCGCGCGUUCGGCACAACGAACUACAAGUCCCAGAAGACCGCGGGCCGGCGGCGGUUUCUCCCGCCAGCGGCGUCGAGGGUCGAGUGUCUUGCUGCCGCCGCCAGCCCGAGGCCGGGUGUCACGGGACGGUGGCUCGCGUGCUGGUCUCGAGCGUGGUUCCUUCGGCUCUUCUCCUGGGUGCGCCUCUCCCCGUGGCCCCAGGUCUCCUCGUUUGGGGCUGAGGCCGCGACGCCAGAGCGGACGCCUGCGGCCGACGUCGAGCGCGGGGUUCGCGUCCGGGCGGCGCUGCGCCUCCGGCGUCUCCGCCUCGUGGUCCUCCGACGCCUGCCCGCGGAGGAGGGUGCGGCGCGCGGCGGGGCGGCGGGAGUGAGCGCUCCGAGCCCGGCGUCAUCCUGGGUCUCGGCCGCCGCGGAGAGGGAGGUCUGGUGGCGCCCGAGCGAGCGUGAGAGCCGGAGGCCGGGCGGCUGGAAGCAAGGCUCCCGGUGGCGGCCGAGGGUGCGCCGUUGGCUCUCUCCGGCCUGCCCUCCGUGCGACAGCGGCAGGCACAGGGCAGCCGGCGGCCCGGGCGGGGCCGCAGGGUGUGGGCCGCAGAGUCGCCUUGCGUCUGCUCGGCCGUCGCUUGGGGGCUCGGUGUCGCCCCCUGGGCUCGGGGGCGGAGACCCGCCGCCGCUGCCCGCCCGGCUGUUCGCGGAGGGCUCCCGCGGAGCCGCCCUGGCCGCGCUCGCACCUCGGGCCCCAGCGUCGCCUUCCGUGCCUGUGGCCGGCCUGCCUGGCGCGGACGCCCCCGGGGCGGGCGCUCCGCACCUGCUGACGCGGUUUUAGUCCUCCCGGAGUCUGCAGUCCGCUUCGAAAGGGAGAGGCUCAGGGAGCGGCGUUGACUCAGGCGAGGGCAUUGUGGCCAAGGAGGGAUGGCGCGUCUGCGGUUUUCCUCUCUCCAAAGUGGACGCGGGACGCUAGUGUGCCGUUUUGUUGGCUCUGGACGGCGUCGUCUGCGUGGGGUGUCGAACAGUACGCGGUGCCGGCACCGCGGGGCGAAGUCGGCGCUGAGAACGGCAGAGCUGAAAGGUGGAAAGGACCAGGGUCAGUGUUGGGAUCCUCCUUGAGUCGCUGAAUCCGCUCUGGAACUUUUCCUUCGGAGAGAACUUGGAGUCAUCCAGCAUUACCAAGGAUUGUCUCUCUGUUAUAGCUGCCACCCACAGUCCUAAAGUCAUCUCACAGUUUGUGAUCAGUAAUGAUUGGUGCAGAGUGCAUAUGUCAACAUGGAGGUACCAAUGUCUGGCGACAGCCA